AUGAACGCUUAAAAUAAAUAGGUUACAAAGGUUAAGAUAUUAAUAUAAAAUGUAGUUCAGAUGGUAAUUGUUUUUAUCCUUAAUAAUAUAAAUAAAAAAUGUACCCUCGUGAGUAAGAAUGGCUAAUAUGUGAAUUUGACAAGGAAAACAUUAAAUGGACAAUUUGUAACUCAAUAAUCUAUUCAUUUUAAUACAUAUUAAAUAAUUGGAAGAAGGAAUGAUGAUGGAGGGUAUUUGAUCACUUGGGAUGACAACUCAAAGUAAAUCCAAAUCAGAAGAUAUCAAGAAUAGUGA
Molecule: messenger RNA, 294 nt
Organism: Paramecium octaurelia
Lineage: Eukaryota; Ciliophora; Oligohymenophorea; Peniculida; Parameciidae
Source: the annotation of a GenBank genome assembly